AUGAGUCUGGGAAAACUGCCAGGAAUUAAAGGCCUAGUGUCGGGCUCUCAGGGGAAGAGGCGCUUUAAGAGCGAACUCUCCGUGGACAUGAUCAGCCCACCGCUCCCAGACUUUCGCCACACCAUGCACGUGGGCCGCGGUGGCGAUGUGUUUGGAGACACCUCCUUCCUUAGCAACCAUGGGGGCAAAGGGGAAUCAGUGAGCCCCGAUUCACCCACCAGCAGCACAAAGACCACCAGCUUCUUCUCCCGCACCUUGAGGCAUGUACGCCGGUCCCCUGUGCCCCGUGCCAGGAUCGGUUCCCGUGAUCUUUCACCCCCACCGCCUCCUGUCUCACCCAUCAUCAAGAACGCCAUCUCACUGCCCCAGCUGAACAUUGACAUGCCCAACGGCUACCAGAGGGUGCUGUUCCCCAGCUCAGAGAGCUCCCCAGAUACCUCCCUCUACAGCUACGGUCUGCAGUCUGGUUUCGUCACACUACCCCGCCACUCCCGCCUUGAUAAACAGCUGCAGGACGGCACCGGACUGUUCGCUCAGAACUUUAGCUGUGGCUCGCUCCCAGACAACGACAGCUUCGCGCUAACUCGCUCCGACUCCUUCACUUCAUUCACAGUGGACCUUGGUCCCUCCCUCAUGAGUGAGGUUCUGGGAAUGAUUGACAGCCCCGGUUGCCUCACUAUGCCCAAUCACAACUGGGAGUUGGGGGAAGAGGAGGAAGAGGAGGAGCAGAGCUCUGUGUUUGAGCUGGCUGUGCAAAGCCCCAUGCUAAGCUCAUCAAACCCUUCCAUGUCAAGCACUCCGCUCAAAGUGAAUGUGAACAACAGUGGGCGCUCUUGCAGCUCAGAGUGGGCAGAGGGAGAGGAGGAGGAUGAGAGGGCUCUUAAGACGCCAGAUGCAUCUAUGGGGUCUCCUACACAGGUAGAACCAGUUAUGGAAGCUGAGAGGUUCCAGAGAGCAGCUGACAUGCUGGCGCGUCACUACGGGGGAGGUUCCUUCUCCAGGAGUCAUCGCAGCGAUUCUGCCUCCUCCUCCUCCUCACCCCUCAGCCAGCCUAAAGCCCCUUACGCCUUCCCUGAGGAAGAGGAGAUCAAAGUCUGAAACAUUUACCAAAUGUCUACCAUUGUGAGGAGAAGAACCCAUUUGAUCGUUAGACUACUUACUAGGUGACCUUGGUUCUGAAUCCUUGCACUCAAGACCUUCAGAGGGAUCCAUGUUUUUCUAUAAACCUUUUACAUGAAUAAUUUGAAUUGGAAAGCUCCUCCUCAUAAUGAUAAGAGCUCUCUUGUCUACCAUCUAACAACUGGAUCAAUACUGUCUCUUGUUCAGUUCUAGAGAAGCUUGUGUAGAGUUUCUCAGACAUGAUCUGACAGCAACAUUGGACAGGGUACAUAUAAAAAACAACCUUUAAAACAUGACAGUUUUCAUUAUAUCUUCAUAAGAAAUAUACCUUAUACUAAGCAGAUUCCAUUAAACUGUCAUUAAAUUCUGUGAUGGAACAAUCUCUUGAUAUUGCGCAACUCUGUGCUAUAGCAGCUGCAGUACAACAGUCACACAAGAUCCCGUACAACAACCAGAAGGAAGGGCACAGGUGUCAUGAGCCAAGGCUGUGUCUGUCAAAAGCACUCGUAGUGGUCAUUCACAGAAGUAAGGAACAUAAUACGUUUUAUUUUUAGAAGACAAAGGUAGGAUUUCCAGCCUAAUGACACACUCCUGUGAAAAGGAUUGAAAAGGGAAAUAAAACAUGACUAUCUGCAAAACUAUUUGUCACAGUAUGUGGAUACUAAAGGGACAAUACAUUUUGUUUUGUUUGAUUGUGUUUCUAUCCACCUGACCUAAAUUGACAUAUCUUCAGUGAGUUCAGUGGUCACAGUUUUUUACUUUCAUUUAGACCUAACACAAAGCCAGUUUCAUCAUUUAUCAUUUCCUGAGAAAAGUUUGAAAGGAAUAAAGCUUUUCUCACUAAUAUCUGGAAUAAUAUCUGAGAUUGUACUGCAUGCUAAGGUGGAAAUGAAGGGCGUGCCCUGUAAAAUGUAUCAAACUAAUUUGGGUUACACAGCCCUAUAAUCGUUUAAACCUAUAGCUGCCUUACAGUGAUAGUUAUUGUCAAGUACUUUUUCCAAGUAUGUUUGUUCUCAGUGUUAUGUUCAUACAUGGGAGUAUACAUUUUUUUUAAUAACAAGGAAACGAAUGCAUUGUCAUACAUGAAGGUAAUCAAAUUAAGUUGAAUAUUAGCUAUGUUCAUAAGACUACAGGCACUAUACUUAAAAUGACCAGUACAGACUUGUAUGUGAUGUCACAUAUGAAUACAGUAUGUAUACGGAAUAAAAUAUGACGGUAUAAUUUGAUCCAUUUACCAGUAGCUGUCAUAGCAGUCAUAUUCUUAAUAAAUACCGUUUUUUAAUAA
This is a messenger RNA of Oncorhynchus tshawytscha (Chinook salmon), 2404 nucleotides long. RefSeq names its product cdc42 effector protein 1. The transcript is spliced from 2 exons. The record is from RefSeq and is a predicted model, not a curated record. Bases 1 to 1098 code for a protein of 365 amino acids. Lineage: Eukaryota; Metazoa; Chordata; Actinopteri; Salmoniformes; Salmonidae.